Molecule: messenger RNA, 5433 nt
Organism: Naegleria fowleri
Lineage: Eukaryota; Heterolobosea; Eutetramitea; Acrasida; Naegleriidae
Exons: 4
Coding region: 1-5433 (1810 amino acids)
Molecular function (GO): ubiquitin-protein transferase activity; ATP hydrolysis activity
Source: RefSeq, a predicted model, not a curated record
AUGUUCGAAAACCGAAUAGGACGUUGGGAAGAACAAUCUGCUCAACAUCCACUAAUUGUAUUCUAUAGGACCGAAAUGGAUGAAAUUACAGGUAUCGAUCUCAUAGGAAUUGAUACAGAUAAAUUGGAACUAAAUGAAGAGUUGAAAUACUCACUGGUUUGCAAUGGAAUCAACUUGGACGCUCCUAGAGCACUUUCACACGAAAGAGCUCAAGAAAUUAUUAGAAAUGUAGCAGGACUUGGAAAAGAGGAUCGAAACGAGAAAGUUAGAAACAACUAUGUAUUAACAGUUGACAAUUUGAGCAAGGUGCUUGUUAUUUACAACAAACUCAAAUACAGUUUACCAACCAUUUUGUAUGGUGACAAUGGAGUUGGAAAAUCAGAGCUGACCAAAUAUUUAAGCUCUGUUUUGGGCAUCAAGCUGAAACGUUUCGUUGUUAAUGAAGGCCACAGUACUUCCAAAAAUCUCAAAAUUGUUGCUUCUUGUAAUCCAUACCGUCUGAGAAGAUAUGCAGGAACUGAUGUAGAACAACCUUCUUCUCAAAAGCUUGAUAUCCUUAAAGAAAAUUUAAGAAAUCUUCAAAAGACUACUGGGCUAGAUAUUCAAGCCUUUGCUCAAUGCCUUGUUUACAAGGUUUAUCCUCUUCCAGUCUCUUUACUGGAUUCAGUUUUUAGCUUUGGGUCACUUAAAAGUGACAUUGAGCAGUUGUACAUUCGUGCUAUAUUACUAAUGGAAAUUAAUCAGGAAGACAAUACUAGGUCGGCAAGAUUCUUUGAUUGCUUUACAGAGCUGAUUUUCAUUUCACAAAACUUUAUAAGAAAGGUAUACAUGGAGCGCAGCGCUGUAAACUUGAGGGAUGUGAAAAGAUGCAUUAAUUUGUUUAAGAGCUUUUAUCAAUCUCUUGCAAAGAGAAACUCCUUGGAUUCAGAAUUUUAUUUAGACGAGUCAAAUUUCAUUAUUAAGAACUCCAUACUACUUGCUCUGGGCGAUUUUAUCAACACACUCAAUGAGGAACAGCGUUUUUAUACAAUGCAUUUAAAUAUUCCAAAAGGUGUAGCUCUGAAUCAAGCUUUAAGAGAAAACAUUUUCAUGACACUUGUUUGCGUCUUGAAUAGAAUUCCAAUUUUCAUCAACGGAAAAAGUGGAAGCUCCAAGUCAUUGUCCUUAGAAAUUCUAUCUUCAAACUUGAAUGGAAGUGCGAGUGUGAAUGCGUUUUUAAGAUCUCUCCCAUCUCUUGAAAUAUUCACCUAUCAAUGUUCGCAAAUGUCAACACCUGAAGAUGUUAAGAGCUGCUUUGAAUCAGCAAGAAGAUAUCAGAAAAAUUCUCCCAACUCCAUUGCUGUGGUUCUUUUGAACGAGGUUGGACUCUUAGAACAUUCACCCUCUCAUCCAUUGAAGGUGGUGAACAAGGAACUUGAUGAGGAAAGCUCAACUUAUGCUCCCUCUGUUAUUGGGCUUUCGAAUUGGACGUUAGAUCCAAAUCUCAUUAACAGAGCAGUUUAUUUGUCAAGACCAGCUCCCUCCACUUUCGAGUUGAAAACAACGCUUUCUGGCAUUGUCAACUCUGUACAUUUGGAUAGUAGCUUAUUUUCGUUAGCUAAGGCUUUCCAUGAUGUUUACAACAGCCAACAAAGAAAAGACUUCUUUGGAUUAAGAGACUUUUAUCACUGUGUGAAAUUCAUCAACCGGAAUUUUGAUUUAGGUGCUUUGACACCAGAACUUUUAACUGAUGCUUUAGCUCGUAAUUUUGGUGGCUCCAGUAAUGAAGAAUUUCACACCAUCCUUAAUAUUUUCUUUUCAUGUGUGGGAAUGAAUAUCGUUCCGAAUAGAAAGUCAAAAUUGGAGUACAUCUCAGAAAAUUUGACAGACACAAAAGCACGACACCUCAUGCUCCUUACCAAGAAUAAUGCUGCUCUUUCCGUAUUAUUUUCUGAUUUUGGACAAAUAAUGUCAUACUCCAAUUCUGAGGUCAUAUUCGGCUCAUCAAACUUCCAAAAUUGCGCUAAAGAACUCCAGAUAUGUAUGGAUAUUCAACUAAUUAAGCAGUGUAUGGCCAUUGGAAAAAUUGUUGUACUGGUGAAUUGUGAACAACUCUAUGAGAGCUUGUACGAUUUAUUUAAUUUACAGUAUAUAGAAUAUGAUGAGAAUCGCGUUGUUGCAAUCUCCUUAGGAACUUACAGCAGAAUUUGCUCGGUUCACAAAAACUUCAGAGUCAUUGUAAUUGUAGAUCAGGAUGAUGCAUAUACACGAUUACCAAAACCACUUCUCAAUCGAUUUGAAAAGCAAACACUUCACAGAGAGGAUUUAUUCGACAAGUACUCCUCAGCCAACUUGCGAGCAGUUUUAUCAAAACUUCAGAGUUGGGUAAAAUCAACCUUUGAUGAAGAUGAAAGACCAUUUGUUAACACUCACAAAUCUCUACUCCAUUCUUUGGUAUUGUCAUUGGACUCGAAACAAACAGAAGACACAACGUUGCAUGACUUUCUCCUAAGUCAAUGCAAGAAUUUAUUGCUGUGGAUCACCACAACUGAUGCCAUAAUUAGAAUGUCUUCAAAGAAUUUAAGAAAUAAGGAGUAUGCUAGAAUGUAUUUCGAACAGCAAGAGCAUAGAGAUCUCUUUAAAUUUUCUCAGUACUUGUUUGAAGCAAUGCAGUCACAACAAAAAAGCGGCUUAUCGAAUCCUCUGAUUUUUAAUGGAUACUUCCAAGUCUGUGUACUGACUUAUUCGUCAGUUUCUAUGGACUGCAGCUCUCUGAUCAGCACUGAUCGAGUUGAAUAUGUAGAGACCUUGAGUUUGAGCGACUUAAAAUCAGAUAUUGGAUUAUCAGAAAAACUGAAACAAUACUUUGAAAAGCCAGUUUCAACGCAAACUGCACAGCAUGUAUUAAUCAUUCAGUGUGAGAUUGUGAAUUUUGAUUUGUUAAAUCAAACCAAGUUCAUGAUUCAAAAACAAAGAACAUGUUCUGGGAUACUCAAUACUCAGGGAAAGAAUGUGCUUCUAAUUGUAAAUGUUGUUCCAGGAAAGUCCAACACGACUCAAUAUUUAAUUGAGUUUGACACACCAUGGAAGUAUGCAUUUAUAGAUGAAAUUAGACCUAUGCAGCAUUCCAUCUAUGACAUUUUAAAUAGACCUUUUUCUGAGCAGAUACAACUUGCAAAUGUUCGACAAAUUAUUAGCAAUAACUUCAGAACCGCAUUGGCUCUGUUAAGGAAAACCAACACCAAAAUUAAUGACAUUACUGUACUAAUUUCGAGAACCAAAGAACUUCUAGACAACGAAGACUGUUGGAAAAAUUGGAGAGAAACAACAAUCUGGAUUUGUACUUCUGAAUUUAAGAAGGCAAACAGAACGGAUGGAACAUCACUUUGGCUUCGACUAUUGAGCGAUAUGAAACGUCCAUCCAUUACGAACAUGUUCACCAAGUAUGAUCAGGCCAACUCUUCGGCAGAAUUACUUCGUUGGAAACCCAUAGAAGUGAAAAAUGAUGGAAACAAUAACAGAAUAUUCAAAUGUCGAUUCCCAUUUUCCUUUGAAGUUUGUAGAUAUUUACACAGCUUGAGAAGCAUUUGUGAGAGCUCACGUUUUGGUGUUACUACAGCACUUCAAAAUCAUAUCAACAUGUUGUAUCCAUUCCUUAAUAACUUGCCAAGAGAAUUUUCAGAAUUCUUUAUCUAUGACUACAUGUGUAUGUUUGGAGAACAAUGUACAGUUCUAACGAAUGAAGUUCAAUAUGAAAUUCUCAAGAAAAUGCUCGAGACAGAGCAUAACGAUUCUAGCGAUACAAAUAGUCAUAUUGCCAAUGCGCUUUCAUUCUACUGGAAGCAAGAACGAAGAUUACAGGCUUACUAUGUACUCUUUGAGACGUUCCCCAAGUCCGUUCUUCAAAAGAAAUUCUUACAAAAGCUCCUUGUUCCUUCAUUGAGAGUGACAUCCGUUGAGGAAAUUGAUAUAUUACUAUUCAGCGUGAUUUAUCAUAAUUUAGAUCCAAGAAAGGUUGAAAUUUCAUAUGAUCCUGUUAUCACAAAACAACGAAGAAUGAUUUGGGUAAAAACAUUGACUGACAUCAAGGGUCCUGUAGAGGUAUUAACGAGUUUGAUGCGAAAUUCUGGAUCAUCCAUGUUAAAUAAUAUUGGAUUCAUUCAUGAGAAAUGGAGAAAGCUGCAAUUCUACAAGGAGUAUCUUCAAGAGAUUGCCAUUCCUUUGGGAAUUGUUAAAGAUAUAUCCAUGAUUUUGUGGCAAAAUAUGAAAACCAAACCUCUCUCUUCGAUCAAUAGUUUGGAAUUAAUUCUGUACUUCCUUGACUUGGUUAGCAAGAUUGGAGAUAAUCAAAAAUCGACCACGAUUGACACCAGAAAAGCCAAUAUUUCACGAUUUUUCGAAAUGUUUACCUCCAAGUUCCUUAUAAGACCCAUUGGUAAAGAUGAUGAGAUUGACAAAUCAUUUUACUCCGUGUUAGUCAGUAUUGUGAAAGGAGAUAAUGAAAAGUUUAAACAGGUCAUGAAAAAUCCAACUCAAAAUCUUAAGGUUAGCAUUUUGAAGAAGCUCCUUCUCAACAAACAAACCAAAGUGCUUGUGAAUUCCGAGCUGAGAGAAAUCGUCAAACAAGAAUUGGGAAUAUCGGCCGUAGCAUUGAUCAAUAGCUCAGCAUCUCUCGACCAGAGCACAUUUUACAGUUAUUUGUGCAUCUAUGAAUCGGUUCUUCAGAGUAUUCCUGAGGAGCAAAUUUCCAAAUUAAUUUCCUCUAUUUCAGAGUCGAUUCUUGAUGUCCAUACUUGGAAAGAUAUAAUCAAGGAAGUACAAUUACUGGCUGUUAUUAGAACAUCUUUAUCCUCAUUUGCAGACAGAUUAAUUGCUGCAUCUGAAAAAGGAGAAUCCAUACGAGCCAUCAUUGGAUCAAACACCAUCUACCAACAGUUAUUGACUCUUCUCGAUAAGCCCAGUUUCAAUUUCCUGCGAUUGGUACUCCUUCGAUUGGUUGUCGAAAGGAAGGGCAGAGUCUUUUUACUGAAAACUUUUCGUUCAAAAGUUGCUGAACACAUUCCAUGGAUUUCAUUGGUUCUCUAUGGAUUUAAAUACACCGACAGUAUUCCACAAAAUGUUUUGAUACAUGUGUUGAAUGGACUUGAGGAGAUUGGAGCAUGCGUCGAUAUGAUUAUGAGCUUACGACAGCAGCAAGGGGACAGUACCUCAAAAACAGAGUCAAUUAUCAAGCUCAAAUCUUCGCUCGAAUCAAUCAUUCACACAGGACAGCAAAUUGAUAUUCAUUCCCUUAAAAAGCUCUGCUACUUGGCAGUUAUUGACAAGUGCUACUUGUCGUUCUGUGCUGAAACUUCCAUUAAGGAGAGUAGAAUUGCCAUGUCUGAAGAGGAGUUGAUCAGUAGAAAUACUAUUGACAUUACCAAACUUAAAAUUAUCUACUCAGACAUGUCUUAA